UGUCUGCUCCCAGGAGAGGACCGGAUUACAGAUCAGGAGAUCAUCUACAUGUGUCCGUUCAGCGGAGCCGUGAAAGGGAAGGUGUUGGUCACCAACUACAGACUCUACUUCAAGAGCUCCGACGCUGAAGCUCCAGUGGUGCUGGACGUUCCUCUGGGCGUCAUCAGCCGCGUGGAGAAGAUGGGCGGAGCCUCCAGUCGAGGAGAGAACUCUUACGGGUUGGACAUCACCUGCAAGGACAUGAGGAACCUGAGGUUCGCCCUGAAACAGGAGGGUCACAGCAGGAGAGGGAUCUUUGAGAUGCUCUUCAAAUACGCCUUCCCUCUGUCACAUGGCCUGCCUCUCUUUGCCUUCGUGAACCAGGAGAAGUACGCUGAGAACGGCUGGAUCGUCUACAAAGCCAUGGAGGAGUUCAGGCGGCAGGGUUUACCCAACAACAAGUGGCGCAUCACGUUCAUCAAUAAGAGCUACGAGCUGUGCGACACGUACCCCACCGUGCUGGCGGUGCCUUUUAAAUGCAAAGAGGAUGACCUGAGGAGAGUGGCUGCUUUCCGCUCCAGAGGACGCAUCCCGGUUCUGUCGUGGAUCCACAGGGAGAACCAGGCGGUCAUCGUUCGCUGCAGUCAGCCGCUGGUCGGUAUGUCAGGAAAAAGAAACAAAGACGACGAACGAUACCUGGACCUGAUCAGAGAGGCCAACGACACCACCAAGAAACUCACCAUCUACGACGCCCGGCCCAACGUCAACGCCGUCGCCAACAAGGCCACCGGGGGGGGCUAUGAGGGGGACGAGUACCUAAACGCAGAGCUGGUCUUUCUGGACAUCCACAACAUUCAUGUGAUGCGGGAGUCGCUGAAGAAGCUGAAGGACAUCGUCUACCCCAACGUGGAGGAAUCCCAUUGGCUGUCCAGCCUGGAGUCCACCCACUGGCUGGAGCACAUUAAGCUGGUGCUGUCAGGAGCCAUCCAGGUGGCCGACAAGGUGUCCAGUGGAAGCUCGGUUCUGGUGCACUGCAGCGACGGCUGGGACCGGACCGCUCAGCUCACCUCGCUGGCCAUGCUGAUGCUGGACAGCCACUACCGCACCCUGAGGGGCUUCCAGGUCCUGGUGGAGAAGGAGUGGAUCAGCUUCGGUCACAAAUUUGCAUCUAGGAUCGGCCACGGUGACAAAAACCACGCCGACCAGGACAGAUCGCCCAUUUUCGUUCAGUUCAUCGACUGCGUUUGGCAGAUGACCAGACAGUUUCCCACAGCCUUCGAGUUCAACGAGCAGCUGCUGCUAACCGUCCUGGAUCAUCUCUACAGCUGCCGCUUCGGGACCUUCCUCUAUAACUGUGAGAGCAUGCGGGACCAGCAGGAGCUGAGAGCAAAGACCGUGUCUCUGUGGUCUCUGGUCAACAGCAAGAUGGACCUUUACCUGAACCCCUUCUACACUCCAGAGUCUGGACAGGUUCUCUACCCGGUGGCCAGCAUGCGCCACCUAGAGCUGUGGGUGACCUACUACAUCCGCUGGAACCCCCGCAUCAGGCAGCAGCAGCAGAGUCCCGUGGAGCAGCGCUACAAGGAGCUUCUGGCCCUCAGAGAAGAAUACUUGAAGAAGCUGGAGCAGCUCCAGCUGUCAGACUCCUCCUCCUACCAGCUGGCGAACAGCUCCUCCCCCAACACCACGCCGUCCUCGGCCUCCACGCCGUCCCAGCAGUUCACGCACCUCCAGACGCCGCUCUAGAGGCCAGAGACGCGCUCCUCGCCCCGUCUGAUGGCGGCCUAACACAGAGCGCUGCUUCUUUUCAUUGGACCUGGUGAUUUAUGCAAUGGACGCCGUCUGGAAGCGCUCCAGAGGACGCCUCGUUUCCUGCAGGAUCCUCAAAGUCUUUUAUUUUGAUAGAAUUCAUCUGAAGCUUUUAAUCUCUUAGUUAUUAAUAAUAAUAAUAUAUGAUGGGAUGGAGGCGAUUUCUGGGGAAAAAGCAGGCGGACGCUUCUGAGACCCGUUGUCCACAAACUAAAGUGUUCCUGUCAGCUGGGGGCCGAUAUCUGGGGCCCCGGGCUGAUCUCAUCUCAUCGAUAUAUGGGGAGAAAUCAGUCCCAGAAUUAUUGAAAGAAAAGAACAAGUUUAAAGAAUGAAAAAUGGAGGAAAAUGAGUUUCAAAAACAGAAAAUAGAAAAACUCAAUGAAAAAAAAAGGUUUUCAGAUGAAAUCAUGUUUGAAAAAAGUUCAGCCAAUAUUUGUCCUUCUGCGGCCCUCGCUGCACUGACCAAUAGAAACGCUCAUUUCUA
Molecule: messenger RNA, 2272 nt
Organism: Cyprinodon variegatus (sheepshead minnow)
Lineage: Eukaryota; Metazoa; Chordata; Actinopteri; Cyprinodontiformes; Cyprinodontidae
Gene: mtm1
Product: myotubularin 1
Exons: 14
Coding region: 49-1725 (558 amino acids)
Biological process (GO): dephosphorylation; muscle cell cellular homeostasis; negative regulation of autophagosome assembly
Cellular component (GO): plasma membrane
Molecular function (GO): phosphatidylinositol-3,5-bisphosphate 3-phosphatase activity
Source: RefSeq, a predicted model, not a curated record